Gloeophyllum trabeum ATCC 11539 is the source of this 2169-nucleotide messenger RNA. RefSeq names its product NAD P-binding protein. The transcript is spliced from 9 exons. Bases 106 to 1398 code for a protein of 430 amino acids. The record is from RefSeq and is a predicted model, not a curated record. NCBI's taxonomy places the organism in Eukaryota, Fungi, Basidiomycota, Agaricomycetes, Gloeophyllales, Gloeophyllaceae. Gene Ontology annotation, cellular component: cytoplasm. Gene Ontology annotation, biological process: D-xylose metabolic process. Gene Ontology annotation, molecular function: NAD+ binding; UDP-glucuronate decarboxylase activity.
GUGCAGGGUCACCGGUCCACCGCUCUACUCGACAGAUAAAAACCCCUCCCAGCUCAGGGACAGUUUCACUCCUUUCCUCUUGCCACCCCCGAGCAGAGCUGUCAAAUGCCGUCUUCAGCAGUUGCAAAAAUCCAUACUGUCGACAAGAAUGGACAGGAGAUCACUACGGUCGGGUUUCAGAGGUUCGGUUUCGACAGCGAAGUUCCCCUGGAUGUCCUUCGGUCUCUAUACCUUCGUGCUCACUACGUAGUGACCGCCAAGUCAGGAGAGGAGAGCAGCGAGCAGGAGGAGCAACACGCCCGGUUCACUCAGGGCGCUAGCGAACUGUACCAGUCGAAGUCGAUCUACCACGCGGACACUCAGUCCAUCUCAUACACCACUCUUUCUCGCUUCCCACCAGUGAAAUUGUUGCCGUCGGACAAGCGCAAACGCAUCCUUGUCACCGGGGGUGCUGGUUUCGUCGGUUCGCAUCUUGUUGACCGAUUGAUGCUGCUCGGGCAUGAAGUCACAGUCCUGGACAACUUCUUUACCGGCUCUAAGACCACAGUUAGUCACUGGGUCGGCCAUCCCAACUUUGAAUUGGUCCGACACGAUGUUGUCGAACCAUUCAUGAUUGAAUGUGAUCAAAUCUAUCAUCUGGCUUGCCCAGCCUCCCCUCCUCAUUACCAGUACAAUGCCGUCAAGACCAUUAAGACGUCAUUCAUGGGAACGUUAAACAUGCUUGGGCUUGCGAAGCGGACGAAAGCUCGCUUCCUCAUUUCCAGCACAUCUGAGGUAUAUGGUGAUCCCGAGGUCCAUCCCCAGAACGAAGACUAUUGGGGACAUGUCAAUCCGAUUGGCCCUCGCGCCUGCUAUGACGAAGGCAAACGUGUCGCUGAGACCCUGACGUACGGGUUCCAGCGGCAAGAUGGCGUCGACGUUCGCGUUGCUCGUAUAUUCAAUACGUUUGGUCCUCGCAUGAACCCCUAUGACGGCAGGGUCGUCUCGAACUUCAUCAUCCAAGCCCUGCGCGGGGAAGAUAUGACUGUCUAUGGUGACGGCACGCAGACCCGGUCCUUUCAAUAUAUCCAUGACCUCGUGGACGGCCUGAUUGCUCUCAUGAACUCUGACGAGACACGCCCUGUCAACCUCGGGAACGGCGACGAGUUUACGAUCGGGGAAUUCGCGGAAGUCGUCCGCGACAUCGUCGAGAAGGUGCAGGAGGAGGACGGCCAGAAGCCCGCCAAGCGCGUCAAGAUCGUGUAUAAGCCCAUUCCAAUGGACGACCCCCAGAAGCGUCGGCCCGAUACUACGAGGGCAAAGGAGACGCUCCAGUGGCAGCCUAAGUGGACUGUCAGGAUGGGGCUGGAGGAGAUGGUGAGGUACUACAAGGCGAAGAUGGCGGAGGGCAGCCUCUGAGCUAUAGAAAUCACAUCACAUUUUCUUUCGGGAGAUACGCUGUCGAUUAAUAGAAUGCGGAAGGGUUUUAGUGCAUAAAAUGCUAUAAGUACAUUAGGGGCGGGAUAACAGGACUUUUCGUCGUUAAGUCUAGAUACGUAUGCGAACGGACGUUAGAUGCAGACAAAUCAUAUACAUAUGAUAAAUGUGAACUAGUGGUAAAAAUCGAUGGUAGCAACAACAACGAAUCCAUGAGCCAUUAGUGUCAAGUGAAAUGCGACAUCACAUGCCAUAAGGAUGUGGCACGUCUGUUCCGAGGGCCCGAACAAAACAUCAUGAUCCACCCACGAACCAGAAGGAAAGAAGAAGAAUCAUCACAUGUCGUAAUGAUAAUCAAAGCAUACCAUGCAUAACGCGUGGCAGGGGGACACCGGUCGACGCCAUGACCUUAUUCAUGGACCCCUUUAUAACGUGUUUGUCCACGGCGAACGAUUGGGGGUUGUACGUGGCGCGGCGAAUACGUGAAUCCUGAGCGAGCUCGUACGAGAUCGGCUCUGAGGGUGGGAGGUGUGGAACGGAGAGCCCGCUGGUGUCUUUCCUCUCCCGGACGCGUCUGUCCCCGGGAGGUAGGGCGGUCUCGACGUAAGACAAGCCGUCCCUCUCGCCGUGGAACCAGUGGCCCUGGAUUCGCUCAGAGUAUUUGCGGAUGGGCCGGCCGUCAGGCCCCAGUGGGUUGUACGCGUCCUUCUGGCUCUUCGCGUAAUUUUUGAUCGUGUCCAUCUGGCUCUGGGC